AUGAAACUGUGGAAAGAGAGUCAAUCUGCGCUGUACCCCGGGCAGUUUGGACUGUUUGUGUCCGGCGUGUCUUCGAUGCGACCGUCGGCGCCACAUGACCAAGAGACCGACGAGGCAGGCCAAAAUGAGCACGACGAGGAGGCCGCAGACGACGGCCAUCGCGUAAGCGGCCGGCUGGCCGAGUCCGGUUUCCGAGAAGAGCAUCAGUCCUGCAAGUGGGUGGGCGUCGGAGGGGACGGCGCCGAGUCCCUGGCCGGGUUCGGCUUGGCGGCCGGGCCGAGUGUCGCGGACCUGCGAGUGGCCGACUGGCGGGAACGACGGCGGGUCUGA
Messenger RNA from Protopolystoma xenopodis, 330 nucleotides. NCBI's taxonomy places the organism in Eukaryota, Metazoa, Platyhelminthes, Monogenea, Polystomatidea, Polystomatidae. The record is from the annotation of a GenBank genome assembly.